Molecule: messenger RNA, 1299 nt
Organism: Aspergillus aculeatinus CBS 121060
Lineage: Eukaryota; Fungi; Ascomycota; Eurotiomycetes; Eurotiales; Aspergillaceae
Product: alpha/beta hydrolase
Exons: 2
Coding region: 135-875 (246 amino acids)
Source: RefSeq, a predicted model, not a curated record
GGCUGCUGGAAUCGGCACAUCACGGGCUUUGAAGCAGCAGCAUAAAAGUGGAGAUGCACCCAUCAUGUGUGAUAUCAAUAUGAUCGGAAAGCGAGAUCAUCCGAUCUUUUAAUCUCAUCUUUCUGGUAUUUGACAUGGCUAAACCCACCCUCAUCUUCGCCCCGGGCGCCUGGUAUCCUCCUACAGCGUUCGACCCCGUCAUUGAAAAGCUGCCAGGCUAUCGCUGUCACACUGUUGCCUUUCCAUCCAUACAACAGGCAACCACGGUUCAAGAUCUCCAUUCGGACAUCAACGUUGUCCGGAGUCUCGUGCAGCAAGAGGCUGAAAAGGGCCACGAUCUUAUCGUGGUCUCACACAGCUGGUCCGGCCUGCCGGUGAACAGUGCACUGGACGGACUGGGCAAAGCGGAGCGUGAAGCAGCUGGCAAGUCUGGCGGAGUAAUUAAGCUGGUUUUCCUUGCAGCCUUUCUGCCUGAAGUCGGUGAAAGCCUACUGGGAGCUAUUGGUGGACAAGCUCCCGAAUGGUAUAUCCAUCAUGAGAUUACCAACACCAUCACCGUGAGAGAUCCCGUCCAGGUUUUAUUCCAUGACGUUCCGGAUGGUGAAUCAUGGGCGCAGUCUUUACGGCCUCAUGCUUAUAUUACUCACACAACACCCGCGACCAGUGCAGCUUACUUGCACAUCCCAUGCAGCUAUCUGCUCUGCGAGGACGAUCGAGCUAUUCCUCUGUUUGUGCAAGAAAUGAUGGUAGAGAAGGCCCGGGCCAAGGGCGCUAAGUUGGAAACCGAGAAGGUCAAGACGGCGCAUACGCCGUGGUUGGCAAACCCUGACAUGGUAGCUGCAUAUCUUAGGCGACAAGCAGGGGAGAUAGCCUGAGCGGGAGGGUGGUCUAUUGCAGGGCCUUAUCUUUCAUGAUCCGUAUGUAUCACGGCAUUAUUCAAUAAAGGCUCCCCAAGCCGACCAGGAUGGAGGCACUAAUGCGUGGUUGGGUCAUAUCUGACUAUCUGACUAUGGAAAUUUCUAUUUCUAUCUUUGCAACUACGUCACUUCUGUCAGGUACAGUACAUGCCCCGGAGUAGUCACAUCAAAGCUGCGCAAACAUCGAUCUGUGCGUAAUUCGUCGAUUCGUCGAUAUAAGCAGAGACAAACACGUUUUUCUCACCUUCAGAAGCGAUACGCUUGACCUGAAACAACCAGCCCGUACUCGAACCUAAUGUGAGGGAUAAAGAGCCUCGGCGUCGGAAUUGGUUGACAAUAAUGGCAGCAGCAGUGGAAGUGACCGGGUGCAGCUCCGGACUAG